AUGGUUCAGAUCAAGGAAUUCCGAAUCAUCAUGCCUAUGUCGAUGGAGGAGUAUGAGAUAGGGCUCAGCUACACCAUCAUCAAGAUGGAGCAGCACAACACAAAUGGCAAGGAGGGCGUGGAAGUGCUGCAGCAGGUCCCUUUUGAGGAUGAGAAACUGGGCGAGGGCCAAUUCACCUCGAAAGUUUAUCAUUUGCAGAGCAAAAUUCCAUCUUGGAUGAAGGGCUUUGCAUCCGCGAGUUCUCUGGCUGUGCAUGAGGACUCGUGGUCCGCGUAUCCAAAGAGCAGAACAGUCAUGCAGUGCCCGCUUUUUAGCAAGUGUUCACUGACGAUUGACACUGUGAUAAGACCUGACAACGGCUCCUCUGAAAAUGCGCACAAUCUAAACAGCCAGCAGCUAGCUGCAAGAGAGGUGGAGAUCGUCGACAUCGCGUCAGUAUCGCGGGACUACUGGAGCAAGGUGAUCACUGCUCCAAAAGUUGACCUCACAACUUUCAAGUCCCAACGGACGGACCGAGGCCCUCUUUUGAAUGGGUGGAUGGAUUCAUGCCGUCCCGUGAUGACCAUAUACAAGCUGGUGGUCAUGGAUGCUCCCAUCUGGGGCCUGGGCGAACGGCUCGAGGACUGCCUCAUCGCGGGGGAGAGGGCGCUGUUUCUGGCGUGCCACCGGCUGUGCUUCGCGUGGAUAGACGAGUGGUACGGCAUGACCAUGGAGCAGAUCCGGGAGAUGGAGAGGCACACGGACCUACUCCUCAAGAAGACACUGAAAAAGGCUGCAAAACCUGGGAGCAAGCACGAGGGCAAGAGGAAGUCCCUCAAAGACGAAAUCGCCGUCGUGGGGAGCUGCACAUAG
This is a messenger RNA of Triticum turgidum subsp. durum (durum wheat), 852 nucleotides long. The record is from the annotation of a GenBank genome assembly. NCBI's taxonomy places the organism in Eukaryota, Viridiplantae, Streptophyta, Magnoliopsida, Poales, Poaceae.